Messenger RNA from Sorex fumeus (smoky shrew), 1182 nucleotides. It is a transcript of the gene TMBIM4, whose product is annotated as transmembrane BAX inhibitor motif containing 4. Bases 93 to 812 code for a protein of 239 amino acids. Gene Ontology annotation, biological process: negative regulation of apoptotic process. Lineage: Eukaryota; Metazoa; Chordata; Mammalia; Eulipotyphla; Soricidae. The record is from RefSeq and is a predicted model, not a curated record. Gene Ontology annotation, cellular component: membrane. The transcript has 7 exons.
CUGGGCUGCCGGAAGUCGGGCGAAGGCCGUCCGCGUCCGAGUCGUCAGUCUCCCGAGUCCCGCGGGGGCUGGCUGGGGCUUGUGCCGCAGCCAUGGACGGCCCUGACCCCCGCUACCCCUGCUCUUCCAUCGAGGAUGACUUCAACUAUGGCAGCUGCGUGGCCUCGGCCAGCGUGCACAUCCGAAUGGCAUUUAUAAGAAAAGUGUACAGCAUCCUUUCUCUGCAACUUCUUUUAACUACAGCAACGUCUGCAUUAUUUUUAUACUUUGACUCUAUGCAUACAUUUAUACAGGAGAGUCCUGCUUUAAUAUUGGUGUUUGCCUUUGGAUCCCUGGGCUUGAUUUUCGCAUUGACUUUAAACAGACAUAAGCAUCCCCUUAACCUGUACCUGCUUUGUGGAUUUACACUGUUGGAAGCUUUGACGGUGGGCUUUGUUGUUACUGUCUAUGAUGUAUAUAUUGUUCUGCAAGCUUUUAUACUGACUACUGCAGUAUUUCUUGGUCUGACUGCAUACACUCUACAGUCUAAGAGAGAUUUCAGUAAAUUUGGAGCAGGACUGUUUGCUGCUUUAUGGAUUUUGUGUUUGUCAGCAAUCUUGAGGAUGAUAUUUUUUAAUAAUGAGACAGUGGAGUUGGUUGUGGCUGCUCUCGGAUCUCUUCUUUUCUGUGGAUUCAUCAUCUAUGACACACACUCACUGAUGCACAGGCUCUCGCCUGAAGAGUAUGUGUUAGCUUCCAUCAACCUCUACUUGGAUAUCAUCAAUCUGUUCUUGCAUCUGUUGCGAGUUUUGGAAGCAUUUAAUAAGAAAUGAUUGAAAGAAGUAUAAUAACAUUUAAAAAUAAAUUUUCAUUAAAUUUCAAAGCUAAUAACUGUUGACUGAUUUUGUUAUGUCAUAUUCUUCUGGGCUAUAAUAAUGUUAUUACUGUAGCAUUUUAGUGAAUUGUAGUGUAAUAAAAAUAGUAGAGAUUACAAUUUUUAAGAAACAGUAGAGUGUAGUAUAAUAAAAAUAGUAAAGCUCAAUGAAAAUAGUAGAGAUUAACUCAGUUUUUAAGCACACGCCUCAUUUGUGAGUCUGGAUUCCAUUCCCAGCAUCCCCUGUACCUGUAUAAUAUAUUUACUACUGUAUAACACUGUACUAAAUUGAUUAAAUAUAUAGAUUAUAGCCUUUCCUGUUUUACUAU